Catharus ustulatus (Swainson's thrush) is the source of this 780-nucleotide messenger RNA. It is a transcript of the gene SAXO1, whose product is annotated as stabilizer of axonemal microtubules 1. Lineage: Eukaryota; Metazoa; Chordata; Aves; Passeriformes; Turdidae. The record is from RefSeq and is a predicted model, not a curated record. Gene Ontology annotation, molecular function: microtubule binding.
AUGGUUCACCUUGCCCUGGCCUACAGGAAUUUGGUGCUGGGCAAAAUCUGGCAACACGUCCCCUUUGGCCACAGCGAAAACACACUGGUGGGUCUCAGCAGGUCAAAGGUGAUAGGACCUUUGGUGGGACCACAGGCGCACGUCAAGAGACAUGAGAAUAUGGAUUUGACCUCCACUUACAGAUAUAAUUCCUACACUAUGUCUCAAAGUUAUUUUGUGAAUGUACAAGAGAUGCACGCAGGAAAUGUAGACACACAAUGGACUCCAGCUCUACUGCUGGUAAAACAGCUUCCUGUAUUCACCAGAAAACCUGAUGCAUAUCUUCCUCCUCUGGAGAAAAUGGACUUUCACACCACUACUUGGACAAAUUGGAAGCAUCCAAAUGAAAAACUAGCCAAGAUGUAUCAAGCUUUGGCCCAGCUUAAUAAAAUUACUGAAUCAUUUAAUAGCACUUCUGUAGUAAAGGAAGACUAUAAGCCUUGGCUAUGAAAUAGACUAAAACCUAUCACUCAUGCUCCGACUUUCCCAGCAAAACCAGUAGAUCUCUUGACUACAUUUUGGACCCAUCAUGGGCCUCAUUCACUCACAGUUACAGAAAUCUAUAAACCUGUCUGCUCAGGCCCAAAGAAUGCCACUCUCCUAGAUGCCAAAGCAACCUACACUGCCAGUUACACACCAAAGGGCAUUGCUAGAUGCCUGGCCCCUUACAAAGAUCCACCAAGUUACACCUUUUAGAAAACUGAUGCUGACUGCUUGAUUUUGUUUGUAGCCUUCUUUUAA